This is a messenger RNA of Labrus bergylta (ballan wrasse), 1711 nucleotides long. Its product is annotated as DNA repair protein XRCC4. The record is from RefSeq and is a predicted model, not a curated record. Gene Ontology annotation, biological process: double-strand break repair via nonhomologous end joining; positive regulation of ligase activity; response to X-ray. NCBI's taxonomy places the organism in Eukaryota, Metazoa, Chordata, Actinopteri, Labriformes, Labridae. Gene Ontology annotation, cellular component: nucleus; DNA ligase IV complex; DNA-dependent protein kinase-DNA ligase 4 complex. Gene Ontology annotation, molecular function: DNA binding.
GCGAAGGAGUUGAAGGUUGGUUUGCCUGCUGGCAGGAAAGCUGAAAGCUGACAAGAGAGAUCCGCUGCAGCCGCAGUGAUUUCAGUUUGAGUUCAUAAAUACCGAGUAUGGACAACGCAGUAGUUAGCCCACACAAUAACGUCAUGAGCGGUACAGUCCGACGGAUCAAUCUAAGCACCGAUCCAGACACCCCCUACUUCCUGCGAGUGGACUGGGCCGUAGACCUGGGUGCUGGUUUCACAUUAGCGCUCACUGAUGGCAACUCAGCAUGGAUUGGAGAAGUUUCAGAAGACGAGGUGACAAAAGAGGCCAAAGAUAUGGAAGUCACACGAGGAAAAUAUGUUGAGGACCUUCUUCGAGCACUAACAGGAGGUGAAGAGGGGAGAGGAUCAGGAAGGAGAGGGGGCGACAAGAACGUGUAUUCUUUCCAACUCACACCAGACCACUGCCAGCUGUCGUAUCAGAAGAUCUGUAAUGACAUCUCGGUGCACUUGGGUUCUGUGGCGCUCCAGCCAGCUCCAGACCCUUUACAGCUGAACCGGGAGAUGAUUGGCCAGUCCCUAAAGCACAGCAAGGAUCUGGAGUCAGACAACUGCCAGCUGCUGGAGGAGAAUCAUAGACUGAAACAGGAGCACCAGAGAAUUCUUAGACAGCUGAAGAAGCAUGUUCAAGAUAAGGAGUUGUUGGAAAGGGAGCUGUAUUCACGUUUUGUCAUGGUGCUGAACGAGAAGAAGGCCAAGAUCAGAGGCCUGCAGGAUUCUCUGCAGCACCUCCAGCAGGCUGAUGACCAGCAGAGAGAGGAGGAGGCGAGACAAAGUGAUAAUGACACAAGUGCUGGUGAAGAUGAGAGUCAGGACCGCACAGCCGAGUCACUCCAGAGCAUUCAUCCGUCUCAGGAGCCCACUAUCCUCAUCACAGGUCGUAAUCUGGUGUGCCAGGGCAUCUCUCUGGACCGCACUUUUUCUGAUGAUGAUGAGGAUGAUGAUGAACAGCCAAGUCGGAAGCGGAGGAUUAUUCACACGCCGAGCCCAGAACCUUCCAUAUCCAUAUAAAACCACAGGUCCUGAGGUCAUCACAGUGUGUCUUCACACUGACAGUAAUGAACCUAUGGGGACUUACUCAGGGUCUCCAUCUGACCAUUCUACCUUUGACUUCUGGACCCUCCUGCUGUCUUUUCUGAUUUUGAUGAUACCUAUAUGUCUGCUGAAGACCACGGGUGGCCACCAGGAUAAUCCCACAACACGCGCUUGCUGGUAUUGUAAUCCCCGCAGGAAUGUCACACUUUCUCCAAGACCAAAUCAGUUUCUUGAGAUAACUAGAUAAGCAUGGCAACACAUGAGGGAGGAUAAGGGUAGUUUGUACUGAAUAUUUCAGACUGCCACAAUAGCAUGUCUUAUAAAUAAAUAUAGAAUGUUCUAUAACAUGUUUGUUUAUUUUGUGUCCUUAUUUGAACAAACUUGACGAGAUUGCAUCUUUGAUACUUUAUAUGUAUCAAUUCCAAUCAGUAGAUUUUAGUGUUAUGACUCAAGACCAAAUAAACUACUCAUUUUUUUUAUAAAUGUAAAAAAAUAUAUUAUAAAAAUGUGAAGAUGAAAAGAAUACUCUAUUUUGUGAAGUUCUGUAAAUGUUAUCCGUUGUGAAAUGCCUGAUGAGACAUAAGAUGUCAUGCUAAUUCAAUCUUUCAAAAAUAAAUGUGUUACAUUGAAAUGUU